Molecule: messenger RNA, 1540 nt
Organism: Pichia membranifaciens NRRL Y-2026
Lineage: Eukaryota; Fungi; Ascomycota; Pichiomycetes; Pichiales; Pichiaceae
Exons: 1
Coding region: 367-1353 (328 amino acids)
Biological process (GO): dephosphorylation
Cellular component (GO): cytosol
Molecular function (GO): protein tyrosine/serine/threonine phosphatase activity; phosphatidylinositol-3,4,5-trisphosphate 3-phosphatase activity
Source: RefSeq, a predicted model, not a curated record
AAAUUCUACCUGCUGCUUCCAGUCAAUAAUCUGAGACAUGGCUGUCUUGAUUAGACAGCCAAAAAAUCCUUUAAAGUAUGAUAUGACAAUUCAGAGUUUAGGCUGGAUGUGGCAACAAUUGCAUCACCUAACGACAAAUAAAAACUAAUAACCAAUAAAACCAAUUUUGUGUAGACUGCAUGGGCUAAUACAUGGAAACAGUCAGAGCAACAAUGUUUUUGGACCAAUUGCAGUGGAUUGUCUUUUUUCCACCGCUCAACCAAGAGGGCACAUCUUCAAUGGUAUUAACAGGCGAGGCUCAGCAGAUCUAGUUUCAUCUUUAUUAAUGCUCUUUUACACCUUGUUCUACUGAAAAGCCCAACUGCAAUGACUACUGUGCCAGAAAUUAAAGUGCCUCAACCAUUGCACGGAAUCGAUCUGUUUUACAUUCUUCCGACAUUAUUGGUGGGUUCUUAUCCGUCAGAGAAAAUUUCGAUAGGCAGAUCCUCAAACGAGAGUUCGUUGAAUAAGAUUCUCAAAUUCUUAACCGAAACUUACGAAAAAACACUUGUAAUCAACUUGGUAGCUGAAAAAGAACCUUAUCACGUUGAUGAGCAAUACGCUGGUUCCGUAAUUACUAGAUGGAUUCACUGGACUGAUCAUCAUGCUUUAGCAUUCAGUGAAUUUGUCAGCUUGAUUUAUUAUAUUGCAAGGUUCAUGCAGGAUAAAUCUAAAGUAGUAUUCAUCCACUGUAAGCAUGGGAAAGGAAGAACAGGGACACUAGUUUCUGCGUUGAUCACUUUACUUUAUAGUGUCUCUUUGGCAGAAGCUACUUUGGUUUUCGUACAAAGAAGAGCGAUAUAUGAUGUCGGUGUCAAAAUUGAGUCACAAAUUCGACUAUUACGUUAUUGGUGUGAUAUACUAGACGACAAUAAGCUGGGUUCUUCGUAUGGACAGAUCAGAAGUCACUCUAAAAGUUGGUGUCUAAAAAAAGUAAGACUUGAUAGCCCAAUGAAGAAGCACGAAAGUAAAACUUUCGAUUUACGUAUUGCAAACAUUCACGAGGAUUCGGUGGAUUCAAGUUUAAUUUUCACCAGCUUGGGUAAGAUAAAAGUAAACCAGGAAUGCCUAUACUAUCAAGAAAUACAAGAAAAUGUUUGUGUGGAAGUGGAGUAUUCCAAUUUCAUCACAAGGUCAUUUGUCACUUUCAGUUUCAACGGCGCAAUGGAAGCCGCUUACCACUCCAGUAAUCAAAGCUCCUUAUUAGAAAUUUCAACAAGCUGGAAAGAAACAGAUGGGAUAGAUGGCACUGGUUUUAAAGGUAAAAAGUAUUUUGAUAACGUAAGUAUUUGGAUUCAACAAAUUCAGAGAUAAGUGUCAUUACUGGAUAAGUGUUAACAUUAAUAAGCUGAAAAUGUUGAAAAUACUAUCUGUGCUAGUCAGAUUUUUUGCGUGCUCAAUGAGAACGCUCUGAUUAUCUAGUGAAUAGUAAGAAAUUAAAUAAAGUGUUGUAAUCUAGCUAUUCUAUUAUGAAUAUCCAUUGUAUAUGUACACGUUUUCU